This is a messenger RNA of Brassica napus (rape), 801 nucleotides long. RefSeq lists its product as uncharacterized. The record is from RefSeq and is a predicted model, not a curated record. The transcript has a single exon. Bases 1 to 801 code for a protein of 266 amino acids. NCBI's taxonomy places the organism in Eukaryota, Viridiplantae, Streptophyta, Magnoliopsida, Brassicales, Brassicaceae.
AUGAUCGCUCACCUUCACCAGAUAUUCUCCGCUAGGCUCGACACCAUGCAAUCCAUGGUAGAGAGACUCCCAGGGGUAGCUCCCCCUAUACGGAAGAGCAACCCCGAUUCCUACGCUGACACUCCCUUCACGGAUGAGAUCACCUUGAUCGAGAUGCCCCGGAAGUUCUCUUUCUCCAGUAUCAGGGCGUAUAACGGCACCACUGAUCCGGACGACCACGUCGCCCAAUACAGACAGAGGAUGCUCGCUGUAGCACUCCCCAAAGGGUCACGCGAAGCUACCAUGUGCAAAGGUUUCGGCUCCACUCUGACCGGACCUGCUCUGCAAUGGUAUAUCAACUUACCCUCUAGGUCCAUAGUUUCCUUCGCAGUUCUCAGCGAUAAGUUCGUGGAACAAUUCGCCAGCAGCAGAGACCUGGAGAAAACCUCUGACAGCCUCUACGAAAUCCUCCAGCAUCGAGCGGAACCCCUGAGAGGCAACAUAGCCCGCUUCAAUCAAGAAAAUAUGGCUAUCCCCGAAUGCAGUAUCCCCACUGCUAUCUCUGCUUUCAAGAGAGGCCUGCUCCCCGACGGAGACCUCUACAAAGAGCUGACCAAAUACCAGUGCAAAACCAUGGAAGAUGUCCUAUCUCGAGCCUGGGCGCAGGUCAAAUGGGAGGAAGACGUCGCCAGCUGUGCCAAGGCGCAACAAAAGCAAGAUCCUAAGACAAUCGGACCAGACCGAACCGAUCGAGACAAGAAACCCUCUCAAAGACCAGCUAGGGACUCCAGGAAUCGAAACCGGGGCAGGUACCAGAACUGA